AUGCCGAGAAUUCACAACGAUCCUAAUCUUGACAUCUGUCUGGACUACGACAAUUUAUCUUUUGCUAAUAUUCGAGCUCAAUUGGUCAACAACAACACCACCAAAGAGCAAGCCAUUCAACUUCUCAGGAACAUCUGGCAGGCAAACAAUGACACUGACAAGGCGCAAUGGCAGCAACAGCUUGAGGAAGACAGAGAGAGACGCAAUCACCUUCAGCGUUUAAACGACAAAGAACAAGAUAGACUUGAUCAAGAACGGGUAGAUGAGGAAGAAUCUGUACACAAAGAAGAAAGGAAGAAAAAUAAGCACAAGUACAUUCCCAUCUUAUCCACAGGGAUACCAAACGACCUGUCCAUCACACCCUGUUCCUACGCAAUCAGAAAGAUUGACAAAGGAGAAUACAUGGAGUUAUGGUACUUUACCAAUGAUGGACUAGAUGAAGCUCACGCGAAGAAGACCAUAGAUGACGAUGCCAUGAUCAUGUCAAAAAUGGCAGACAGUUCUACCGCGUGGGUGUCUUCGGCCUCGACUUGUAACACCUGUUCUGUCAUGGACGAUCAGAAUAUCUCGUUUGAAAACUCCUGCCAAGCAUGCCCUUGUUUCAUAACAGCCAUGGAAGAAGCUGACUGGCCAGAAGAUCGAGUCAGAAUGAUGGUGAUCUUUUGGAACAACACACAGAUUCACAAAUAUUGGUCUCUACGAGACCUGUUAGCACAGAAGACCUUGCUGGUCUAUCAAGCCGAGCAACGCAGGUGA
Messenger RNA from Suillus paluster, 756 nucleotides. RefSeq lists its product as uncharacterized. The record is from RefSeq and is a predicted model, not a curated record. The coding region runs from base 1 to 756 and encodes 251 amino acids. Lineage: Eukaryota; Fungi; Basidiomycota; Agaricomycetes; Boletales; Suillaceae. The transcript has a single exon.